CCCCAGAGCACUUCCACUCAGAUGGGCGAAAAAGCCCUCGGGGGAGAAGUUUGAGUGAAAUUUAUUGGCAAAGAUUAAAUUCAAUAAGUGAAGAAUUGAACUGUAAAUUAUUUUACAAUGACAGACAAAUAAAUUGUGAUAAACUUUAUAUAUAUAAGCAACAACAGAGGCUCAAGAGAGUGAAAGUGUGAAAAACUUGGAAGGGGUGGUGGAAGACGAACGAGAAAAUCAUUGAAUUUUCCACAUUUACCACCGUGAGGAAAAUCUUUGUAUAGUGCAAGGAAAAGGAGCGCAAAAACACUGGUGAGGCCAAAGAAAACUCAAGGCGGAAGUGAGUGGCUCUUUUCAUGCACUAUAGUUUUCUUCCUCAGCACGCACACCACAUAUAGUUGAGAAAAAGAAUAAAGGGAGAAUGGUGGCAAAAACAUAGCAUCAUCAAUAGAAUUUGCAACUUGGAAUUCAAUAUUACAAGUUUGGUACUGUGUAAAGAACUAUAAAACGGAAAUAAGAACAAGAGGGGUGCACAUUGGAGAAAAUACAAUUUCUUGUUCUUGUUUGUUGUUCCAACAUACAUGGAAUAGCAAGAAAAAUUCUUCAGUCGAAAAUUUCCCCAAUGAAGGGAGCAGCCAAGGGGGACACAUCACAACUGAAGAUAACACCAUCAGGAUAUACAGUGCAUUGAAAUCAUUUUUGAAAAAAUCUCUUUGGAAGUUAUAAAGAAGUGCCUCAAGGAGGAAACUGACAAAAAUUAUUUUCAAAUAAGUCCUUUUACAUGUAACCCCACACCAAAUUGAGCUACAACUCCCAGAGAUAAUACUCCUAUAAGAGGGUAAAAGAGUCGAAGAAGUAAAAACCAAACCCCACAAAAGUGGGGUGGCACAGUGUACAACGAAAUUAUUAAUUGUGGCUUUCCGGAUGGUGAAUCAUCAUCCCUUUUUGUGACUCGUUCUGGCUUUUUUCCUCCGCAGCACCAAAAACUUGUGUAUACUGUUUGUGGCUCAUCCGCCGCCCGUUUGGAGGGAAAAGUUUGCCGCAGGACGAUACAGAGACCACAAUUUUCUGCCGUGUUGUUUUUCACCUCAUCCCCUCAAAGAACUCCACUCAAAGAUCCACCCAGCAUUCGCCACUCCGGCAAACAAAAAAAAAAAGAAAGCGCGCGAGUGGAAAGAAAAGUGCGUAGGUCUGAGAAGGAAGUGAGUUCGCGAUACCUUUCCCAUUUUAAACCACCCCCAAUGGAUUCUUCUCACCCACAGCAAGAGAGGAAUAUUAUAAACUUUUUAGCAUAAUCGUCUGUGAAUUUCCUUUUCUCAUCCCGUGUAUCCCCCUCAUGGACUUUUUGCACGGUGUCAUUUCAUCACCGAGUGCAAAGUGGUGGUGAAAAAUACAAAGUGACAACAAUUAAAUUUAUUUCAAUUCACUUUUUUAUUUUUAUUUUAAUCUCUCUCUCCAGAGUCUCUGAAAUGGAAGAGAAUCUCAUAGGAGAAUCAGGACAAAAGUGAAUAUUCCAUCGUUUCUAUACAAGCAUAAAUGAAUUGAAAUAACAGAAAUCAAUGGGAUUUCCACUUUUAUAAUAUGACAGUGUGAGAGAAAAGUGAAGAAAGCAACUUCCUCGAAGGAAUUAUUCGUGCAUUAAUAAUGAAAAUUUCACUGUUUUUCCACUCUCAGUGUGAUUUUCUUCUGCUUUUCGUGGAACAGUGAAAGCAUAUCAAGUAGUACUGAAGUCAAAGAAAAAUACCAACCACCGCAGCUACCCAGGUGUACACAUACAAUACCAAAGGGAUUGUAGAAGAUUUUUUUCUUUCCUUCAAAUAAUUCGUCAGGGAAUCAACAUUUGAAAGGGAUUUCCCAUCUAACAAAGCACACUACCAGGAGAGAAAGACAAUGAUAUUGAAAAUGGAAUAUGUGGAAAUUUCAUCAGAGAUUUUCAAUUAAAUUGCAUUUUUCACUAUACCAUAUUAUAUAUAUAUAAUAUAUACGUAAAUAAGUAGAGUGAAAGCAAGUGGAAGGUAUUAGGGGUAAAGAAGUGUGUGAGCUGUUUAAAUAAAUGGAAUCAAAAGGUGGAUUUAUCCUAUUCAUUUCCUACUAUUUACUCAUGCUCAACCUCUAUCGAUAUGCAAAUGGAUUCAGUUGGAAUAGCGAUGUGUGUCGUUGGAAAAACAAUGAGACACUAAUUUGUGAUAUUCGCACACACAACAUUACCCAAGACGACACCUCACCACCAUCCAAAUCAUCCCCAGAGAUUUGGAUAGGAAUUAGAAGUCUCGAAAUUAACUGCCGAUGGCACAAUAUAAGUGAUUUUAGGGAUUUUUCUACUCAUGCACAACAAAUCAGGGAGAUUAGGGUGAAAAAUUGUCACCACUGGAAACUUCCUAAGAAUCUCGAAGCACUCACUAUACUCAAUGCAUCUGCAAAUCACAUUGCAGAUGUAGAACCUCUCAAUACCCUGAUAUCACUCCAAUUGUUAGAUUUAUCCAAUAAUGCCAUUGAAGUUCUACCACCUGAAUCGUUGGAUCUAAAGAUGCUCAAUGUGCUAAAUAUGUCCAACAAUCAACUCAUCACCAUUCCCCUGAAUUCAUUCAAGUGGACCCGUCGACUCCACUGCAUCAAUUUGCAUUCCAAUCGCCUGGAAAGCCUCCCAGUCGGAGUCUUUGGAUGGUUGGAAGUACUCGAUACACUCGAUUUAUCCCACAAUCAUCUCGACUCACUCACUUUCCUCAAUGGUGGUGGUCUUCAGAAUCUCAGAGAACUCCACCUUAGUCACAAUCGCCUUACCACUCUCACGCGGUACUUUACCACCCUGCAGCAUCUGGAAGUGCUGGAUCUGGAGGGGAAUGCAAUUGUACAGGUGUCUGAGGACACAUUCAAUGGACUGGGACACCUGAGAAUGCUCAUACUAGCAUCAAAUAAACUCACUCAACUCCCACCAAGAAUCUUCCACCCACUGCACAGCAUUCAACAUCUCUACAUGGAGUCCAAUCGAUUAACCACUCUGCCCGACAAAGUCUUCUCUGAUUGCUGCCGCAAGCUCAUUGACCUCAAUCUCAGUGAAAAUGACUUUUCUUCCGUGCCACGUGGCAUUGAUACCCUCCACGAACUGAAAUCCUUGGAUCUCGGUGGGAAUCGCAUUAGAAUAAUCAAUGGAAGUCAAUUGGUGGGUUUGACCCAACUUCUAGGUUUACGUCUCGUGGACAAUCAUAUUGAGAAUAUCAAUGGGGAUUCAUUUAGACACCUGCACAGCCUCAGAGUAAUUAACUUAGCCUCAAAUGCAAUUCACUAUCUUGCCGAAGAUGCCUUUGUGGCCAAUACAGACUUGAGAGUGAUAAGGCUGGAUAACAAUCACAUUUCCAACAUUCCGCCACUACUUCUUCUACCAUUGGAGUCCCUUGUGUGGCUCAAUUUGUCCACCAACCACCUCUCAACGCUCAAUUUUGCCGCUCUCCCACCACAACUAGAAUGGCUAGAUGCCACCAUUAAUAAUUUGGACUAUUUGGAGAAUUCUGGCAGCAAUUUGCACUUAUCGCUUCGCCACAUUAAUUUGGCCGGCAAUAAAUUACCAUCCAUGUUUCCGGAAGUCAUACCAAAUGGUGUUGAGAGUCUCCACCUUGGCAAUAAUUCAAUUGUGCAGCUCGAGAGGAAUGUCUUCCAUGGCAAGAGUCAUCUAACUCAUAUUGAUCUCUCACACAAUCACCUUCACUAUCUCGACUCAUCAAUCUUUCCACCCAGGAUGAUUGUUUCUCUAGCUGGGAAUCCCUUCCCAUGUGACUGUUCCAUUCAGUGGCUCCUGCAAGCCACCACCACUGUCAAUCUACCCUUUUGGAUUGACGAUCUACAGGCUGUAACAUGUGUCUAUCCUCUAGUCAAGAGAAGUACCCAGCGCUUCCCACUUUACUCCCUCCAGCAGAAAAAUCUCAUUUGCAAAUAUCGCGAAAAAUGUGAUGAUUUCUGCCAUUGCUGUGACUUUGAGGCAUGUGACUGUAACAAUUACUGCCCCGAAAGAUGUGAAUGUUUCUUUGAGGUUCGCGCCGACGGUGCUACACGCUCAAAUGUCGUUGACUGUGGUCAUGGGAAUUUCACAGAAAUGCCAGAUAGAAUUCCUAUGGGUGCUACAACAAUUUACUUAGACGGAAAUAGUGUCAGUGAUGUAGGAAGUUUUGGUUUCAUCGGGAAGAAACACCUAGAGGUACUCUAUCUCAACGGGACAAGUAUUCACACAAUCCACAAUGCCACAUUCAGUGGAUUGACCCAAUUGCGUCACCUCCAUCUCCAAUUUAAUCAGAUAGAGUCCCUACAUGGUAACGAAUUUCAUCCCUUGGUGAAUUUGCAACGUCUCUAUUUGCACAAUAAUCGCAUCGGCAGCAUUGCUAAUGCCACAUUUAGUCACAUGACACACCUCAAGGAGCUCACAUUGGCCCACAAUGGUAUCACGACCAUGGCACUUCUGCAGCUCCUAUCACCCCUCAUCAGCCGCCGCAUCCUGAGGGACGUGUACGUGGGCAACAUCUUCAGCUGCGAUUGUACCACUCUCGCCAAGAUGGUCACACCACCCCCACGUGAUAUGGUAUGUCAGUCAGCAGAGGGUGGUACAAAACCCAUCACAGAUGUCUGUGCCCACCUUCCAAUCUUUCUUUUGCCACCCAACCGCAUGAAUUAUGUGAUUGGCGGUGACUAUCUCUCUAUUGUGGCUGCAACACUCGUGUCAACUCUCUCUAUUGUUGUCCUCAUCAUCGUAAUCUUCAUCUUCAGGCGCAACCUCCUGCUGAUUCUCUUCACAAAGUGCGGCAUCAGGUGCCACACGGGUGACCCAUCUAGCGAUCGCGACUGCACCAAACUCUAUGAUGCCUUUGUCUUCUGCUCAAGUCGCGAUGCUGAUUUUGUGGAUAGAUUUGUGGUGGCUCAAAUGGAGCAUAUUGGCUUCUCUGUCUACCUCGCCCCUUCACAAAACACCCUCCAUGUAGCCCUCGACAUUGCCACCAAAUUAAUCGUCAUUGUCAGCAGCACUUUCCUCCAGCUCGAGUGGAAGAGCACCAAUUUCCGCACAAUACUCACAUCACCCAACACCUGGCACGGUGUCAUUCUCAUUAUUGCUGUACCCUUGGAACUUCUCACCGCAGAUCCAGAUCUCAUGAAACUCGUGAAGCAUACGACAGUACUGUUUCUGGGUGAGAAGCGUUUCUGGGACAAGCUCAAGUAUGCCAUGCCACCACGUGAAGGCAUACAAAAAUCACUGACGGUGCGAAAUACCCUCACAUGUGCCCCCUCGGACUCCACAUCAACAUCUACAAGUGGCAUUGCCAAGAGAAGCAGCAGUCACAUCUACACCACAAUCCUGGCAGAUGAAGUGACAACGAGACAGGCGUAUUUUGUCUAAGUCUCACGCAAUCUUCAUUUUUUUCCAAGAUUUUUUAUAUAUAUAUAUAUAUAUUAUAUAUACACGUCAAUUUUAUCGCGCAAUUCUGUACAUUUUUAUCUCAUUUUUUUCAUGUCUCCCUUAUAUCUUGCGUUAUAGUUAAUACUUCUUUGCUAAUCUUGUUCAAUAUAGUCGAAACAAAACUCAUAUUUACGAUGAAAAUUGAAUUUUGAACAGGCAAAAAUUGUAUAACGAUCAUUAAAGAUAUGACAAAAAAAAAAGAAAAUAUACUA
Molecule: messenger RNA, 5640 nt
Organism: Phlebotomus papatasi
Lineage: Eukaryota; Metazoa; Arthropoda; Insecta; Diptera; Psychodidae
Product: toll-like receptor 7
Exons: 1
Coding region: 2045-5368 (1107 amino acids)
Molecular function (GO): protein binding
Source: RefSeq, a predicted model, not a curated record